AUGUCACAGAGAGACUCAUUGGCUACUGAUGAGAGGCUUCAUGCUCUAGAAGAAGAGGCAGAAAGGGUACGGCUUCUGUGGGCGGCAUCAAGAAAGUACAACUUCGAUCUUCAUGUUUUAGAGUCUAAAGCCCAAGAUGCCGAGGAUAGACUCGAAACGGUUGCCUCUCAGGCUCAAAAGAUGGCUGACAUUGUUACAGAACAAUGGAUUCAAAUUCAGCGGCUUGAGCAGGCUCUUCAUAUUACACAAUUUCUUCUUGGUUGGACUGCUUUUCAUUCUUUGGAUAUUGCAUUUCUGUUAUAG
Messenger RNA from Prunus armeniaca (apricot), 303 nucleotides. The record is from the annotation of a GenBank genome assembly. Lineage: Eukaryota; Viridiplantae; Streptophyta; Magnoliopsida; Rosales; Rosaceae.